Molecule: messenger RNA, 651 nt
Organism: Phytophthora nicotianae INRA-310
Lineage: Eukaryota; Oomycota; Peronosporomycetes; Peronosporales; Peronosporaceae
Exons: 1
Coding region: 1-651 (216 amino acids)
Cellular component (GO): membrane
Source: RefSeq, a predicted model, not a curated record
AUGAGGAGCACCCUACGCUGCGGUCAGCAACAUGACCGAAUGAUCUGCUUGACGCUGCGCUCUCUGCAGUUCGUCACGUGCUUAGUGGCGCUGGCCCUCGUGGCCGCGAGCUUCAAGGCGAAAAAGAUGACCUUCCACACAGACAGCGGCGACGCGCACGAGGUGACCGUCUACUACGGAGGUCCUGCCGUUAACUUCGUCAUGAUCGUUUCCUUCGCUGCCUGCCUGUACGACGCGUUCUUCUUGGUAAUGGUCUUUACGCUGCGCUGCGCCAAAGUGCCGGCGCCGUGGAGCUUCGGCGUGGACGCCAUCUUCACGAUGCUUUUCAUGAGCGCCGGCUGCGCGCUGGCCGCCUGUGACUACGUUCGCUACUGCGACGCGCUGGAUGGCGUCGUCAACUGUGCGCUACUGGCGUCAGGCGCCGCGCUGUGCUUCAUGGCCUUCGUAGUCUUUUUGAUCAGCGUGGCCUGGGGCGCCUGGAUGCGAAACACGUGGAUCAAGCCCAGACAGAAAGACCCGCUCGGACACGUAGGGCCCCUACGAGCUGGCCAGCCCAGCGACCCCGUUCUGGGUGACAUGGAGCUCGAUCUGGAGCGUGCCAACACGUACGAGUCCAGCACAUACGUACAGGACGGCUUCAGACGAUCGUAA